Molecule: messenger RNA, 729 nt
Organism: Rosa rugosa (rugosa rose)
Lineage: Eukaryota; Viridiplantae; Streptophyta; Magnoliopsida; Rosales; Rosaceae
Product: protein RADIALIS-like 2
Exons: 2
Coding region: 110-430 (106 amino acids)
Molecular function (GO): DNA-binding transcription factor activity
Source: RefSeq, a predicted model, not a curated record
CACAAGUCUUGACUUAAGUCUUAAUCUCUAUUGACUCGUCCAGAUAAUCACCCUCCUCACUCUCUCCUUUGCCGUUCACCCCUUUAGAAAACCAUUUCAACACUUCUCAAUGGCUUCUAGCUCAAUGUCUUCGCGUAACUCGGGUUCAUCUUGGACUGCCAAGCAGAACAAGGCGUUCGAGAAGGCUCUAGCCCUUUACGACAAGGACACCCCCGACCGCUGGUACAAUGUUGCCAGGGCCGUGGGGAAUAAGACUCCCGAGGAAGUUAAGAGGCACUAUGACCUUCUUGUGGCAGAUGUGAAGCAUAUCGAGUCCGGUCAAGUUCCUUUCCCGGAUUACAGGACUUCUGGUGGGAGUGGGAGUGGGAGUGGCCAUGGCAACAUCGGUCAUGAUGAGGAAAAAAGGAUGAGGAGCAUGAAGCUGAACUGAAGCAGCACAUGCAAGAAGAAGUCUCCAUAUAUGUACCCACUAGUUAAUGAAUAAAGAUUCAUCGCUAGCUCGAUCUUCUGAUCCGUUUUAAUUCGAUGAUGACGCUGUAAUGGUAUAGUACUAAGUACAGUUCUAGUAGUUGAUCGAAGAUAUCACAAACCCGUGGUUCUUCUAUGUUGUUAAUUAGAAUUCCCAGUUUCUUAUUUUGUUGCUUUAAAUGUAUGUAAUCUACGUACUCUGAAUUUCUAAGUGUAAGAUUCAGCUUAAGCUGCUAAUGGAAUCUUAUAAGUAUGUGUCAA